AAAACUAAUUCGUGUCUCUCGUGUUGGUGGCACUGUGCACCUCUUCUACUCGGGUUUAUUUUGCUGUUUGCACCAUCGGCACACCUACUACCACUCGCCGGCUUUCCGAUCGAUCCGAUUUUCCGGGUUUCAAAGGUUACGUGUUGUGCAAGAUACAUGAAACUGUAGUGAUCUGUGUAAAUUGUUUGAUUAUAACUGAUUAGGACGUUAUACUAUGGGUUUAUCAUCUGCUGCUACUACUACUACAACUCCCGGUGAGCCACUGAAGUUUUGCAUAUUUGAUUUAAGAAGGGGGCAACAUGAGGGAGAGGAAUUGGAGAAGAUUUUGUUCUUUUUUCCAGCUGAUUUGCCUUUUCCGGCUCAGCUUUCAGUCGUUGGCCUCAGCGAAGGACUCAUUACUUUCACAAGAAUUUUUUCGCCUGAAGCGGCUUGUGAGGUUAUAGAAGCAGAAAUGCAUUCGCAUGUGUUCUUUGAGGCAGAGCCUGAUAUUUGGAUGGUAAUGGUGGUUGCAAAAAGCAAAGAGACAGAAGCCAUAUGGAGAAUUGAAGCACUACGCAGUGUUCUUAAGGAAAUCCACUCUCUUUUUGUGAUGUUUCAUGGUUCUAUAAGAAUGUUGCUUGAUAAAGAACCUGGUGGAGGUCUAACUCGUAGUCAUUUGUAUACUUUCAUCAUGGAUUACCUUAGUGAUUUUCUCGUGGGCAACAAAUUUUUGCUACCUAAUUUUCGUGACUCCUUAAAGGAACGUGGGACUGUACAGAUGCUGACAGUUGGACGCGAGGCUGCUAUUGAAGUACAGUCUCUUGUUGGCACGUUAGAUUCAUGCAUGGGAAACGCCUUAGGCUACUCAGUUAUCUUGUUUCAGGACCUCCUUGUCUCUACAACUCUAUCCCCCGAUGACACGGUGAAUCUAUUUUCAUACAGUACCCUAAGGCUGACCCCACGUAUACUUUCUUCGGGAGGAAGUACAUGGUCUUACUUACGAAAAGGUAGUUCUUCUCAUGCUGAGUCAGCACUGGAUCGCCUACAUGGCUUCCAGGACAGCUCUUCCGCAAGAGGUGAUAAUUAUCAAGUUCUGAGGCCCUUACAGUACGGCAAGUGGUCCAAAGGGAAAGACGGGUUUCUAGUAACCGAUAUUUGGGGUGUAGAAGUCGGUAAUUUGGUUCCCACCACCCCGACAAUAUGGCUUCAGCAAAUAGAGCACAAGAUGUAUCUUUGUGCGUAUCAGUAUAAAAGCGUUACGAUACUUCUUCUUAUACCUGUUACGUCUAUGCUUAACGGCGAGGAAGGGAUCUCCAUGUUGAAGCAACAACUUCUUGAAAAUGCAUCUUCAAAGAUACAUAAAGUCGAGGAGAAGCUUGCAAAGGGAUGGGGUGGUGAGAACGCUUAUCAUGUCAAAGGGUACCGUUAUUUGCUAGUGGACGGUGACAACAACAUAUCCCGGGCUUCCCCCUCUGGAAAAGUAACUACCCUAGCAAAGGAAUCAUUACUAGCGUUGAAUAAGGUUCGGGAAGAUGUUGAUUUGGAAAGAAGCCGAACAAAAGGGGACGAUUUAGAAAUAUGCAUUAGAGCGAAAAACAACUCGUGGGUGAUCGCUCGGGCUGCGAGAGGGAAACAGCUUUAUAUAGUUCUUGAAAAGGCCAAUGAGACUCUUCUUUACGCCUCAGAAGCCGUUGAGAAGUUCAGUGACAGGUACUGCGAUGGAGCAUUUUCAUUGGAUUAAAAAUCAUCCGAGCUAUUACAGUUUAUGUUCCUGGAAGUUGGCUCCAUAAAGUAUGGUUUAUUACCCUAGAGUACAACUAGACAUGUAUGCACAUAUUGUUUUGAUGGGCCGAUGGGGCAAGGAUGUGAAAAACGGGAGGAAAAGGGCGGACGUAGUAUGGUGAUAGAUCAUAGAUUUCUGGAACGAUGAUGAUAAUAUAAUACAGUAAAAUAUCGGGUAGUGAGUUUAAGUUUGAAAUUGAUACAACUCAUAAUGAACAUGGAAUGUGUUAUGGUGAUGAACAUGAAAUUUUGUUUGAUUUAGUUAGUUAAUAAGUUUUACA
Helianthus annuus (common sunflower) is the source of this 2042-nucleotide messenger RNA. RefSeq names its product vacuolar fusion protein CCZ1 homolog B. Gene Ontology annotation, cellular component: Mon1-Ccz1 complex; intracellular membrane-bounded organelle. The coding region runs from base 215 to 1720 and encodes 501 amino acids. NCBI's taxonomy places the organism in Eukaryota, Viridiplantae, Streptophyta, Magnoliopsida, Asterales, Asteraceae. The record is from RefSeq and is a predicted model, not a curated record. Gene Ontology annotation, biological process: vesicle-mediated transport. The transcript is spliced from 10 exons.